Molecule: messenger RNA, 706 nt
Organism: Tripterygium wilfordii
Lineage: Eukaryota; Viridiplantae; Streptophyta; Magnoliopsida; Celastrales; Celastraceae
Product: copper transporter 6-like
Exons: 1
Coding region: 77-547 (156 amino acids)
Biological process (GO): copper ion transmembrane transport; intracellular copper ion homeostasis
Cellular component (GO): plasma membrane
Molecular function (GO): copper ion transmembrane transporter activity
Source: RefSeq, a predicted model, not a curated record
UCAAUUGUUGCCACCACCACACAAAAAACACACUUCCAGGUAGAGAGAGAAAAACUAGAGAGAGAGAGAUAUAGCCAUGGAUGGAAUGCACGAUCAUGAUAUGGGUAUGGGUGCACCACCACCGAUGGGUCAUUCUAUGCUGGGUCGCCGGCACAUGAUGAUGCACAUGACCUUCUUUUGGGGGAACAAUGCGGAGGUAUUGUUCGAUGGAUGGCCUGGACACAGUUCUGACAUGUAUGCGCUAUCUUUGAUAAUGGUCUUUGUUUUGGCUUUAAUUGUUGAGUGGCUCUCUCACUGCCAGCUGAUCAAGGCCGGUAUGAACCGUGUCGUGGCCGGGUUGGUUCAGACCAUGAUGCACGCUUUCAGGGUUGGUGUUUCUUUGUUGGUGAUGUUGGCUAUCAUGUCUUUCAAUGGUGGUGUGUUCUUAGCCGCCGUGGCUGGUCAUACUGUGGGAUUCUUGCUUUUUGGGAGCAGGGUUUUCAAGAAAUCACACAACAAUUCUCCUCACAAAACUCCCCAUUCUGAUCUUCCUCCAAUAACUUGUUGAUUGGUCUCUGUUUCUAGGAAAUAAUCAAUUUGUCAUCUGUUUUUGGGUGUAAUUAUGAUGUUCAUUUCGGAAAAGUUGAAAAAGUUGUCAAUUUUGUUGUAGUUUUGUGAUUUUGUCUGUUGUCAGUUGGAAAGUAAAUGAGAUAUUUUGAAACUUUAA